AUGCAUGUAAAAGUCCGCAGCGAGGAACAAUUUUCCUGCAACAAAUGUACACGAGUAUUUGACAGUUUGGAACGUCUACGAAGACAUGUUCGCGAACACCAUCAAUUUUCAUGUAUCUACUGUCCAAUUGACGCAGUCAAAAGUUUCGAAACCGAAAAAGGAUUGUCGUCACAUCAUGGUCGUUGUCAUCCAUCAUUAUUUCCAUACAAAUGCUCAAUCUGCCCACGCUCAUUCAAACGCAAGGACGAUUUGUGCCAACAUAAGCAAACCAAUCAUAUUCGUGGCAAUGAAGUGAAGUGUGAUUUUUGUCCGAAAAAAUUGAUGUCAGUUUACGAGAAAGACAAUCACAUCAAAAAACAUCACUCUGAUCGACGUUACCAUUGCUUUUUGUGCACCGAAUAUCGGACGACGAGCGCAACAAAUCUAAAACGUCACACCAAAGAAAAGCAUCCAGGUCAACAGCAACCAUAA
Molecule: messenger RNA, 471 nt
Organism: Contarinia nasturtii (swede midge)
Lineage: Eukaryota; Metazoa; Arthropoda; Insecta; Diptera; Cecidomyiidae
Product: zinc finger and BTB domain-containing protein 16-like
Exons: 1
Coding region: 1-471 (156 amino acids)
Source: RefSeq, a predicted model, not a curated record